Molecule: messenger RNA, 1232 nt
Organism: Drosophila guanche
Lineage: Eukaryota; Metazoa; Arthropoda; Insecta; Diptera; Drosophilidae
Exons: 1
Coding region: 187-801 (204 amino acids)
Source: RefSeq, a predicted model, not a curated record
UCCGCAAAGUCUCAGUCGGCACACACAAAAGCUACAAAACUCAUCAAAAUUUCAGUUGAAAAAAUUGGUUAGUCCCAAAAAAAAAACAAUCUAGAAUCAAGCUCCUUCCAACAAGGGCCGUAAAAUGUGUUAAGUCCGUAAAGUAUACAUAUGUAUAUAUAAGUCCGUGUCGUACAAUCCUUAACGAUGUUUGGCAAAAGGAGGAGGGAGCGCGACCAGGAGCGGAACAACAAUAUGUACCACCGACUAUGUCAGACGCUGGCCGCAGAACAUCAGAAACUUAGGGACUUAGAGCUGCGUCGGGAGAAACUGAUGGAGGAGAUGCGCAUCCUACGCGCCCGCUUCAUGCAGGAGAACGCCCUUCUCCGGCGCUCCGUGCAGGGUAGUCCGAACUUGCAGGCCGUGCUUCACCCCCCGGUGGGACCAUCUACCUCCUCCGCCGCCUGCACUGGCGCCAGUGCGCGGUCGUUACCGCGCGCCGCCCUGCCAGGGCAUGGAGCGCGUUGCGGUAUCUCGGCCCCUAACCGCAUCCCCGUUCGUUCAGUGUACUUCGCCAACGUGAGUUCCACCAUCAGCAGCCCGAAAUCCAUUGUCACCAAACAGGUGGCUCCUAGGCAGAGUCCGAAGAAAGAGGAGCAGAAGGUGGAACAGAGGCAGGAUACCCCCGGCCGCAAGAGCGUGCGAUUCCCAAAGCGGGUGCCAACCCCGAGUUUGGGUCCGAGUUUAAAUACAAAAACCCGGAAGCAGUCGCAACGAGUGUAUUGCAACAGGCGGGGACAAAGAUCCCAAAAACUAUCAUAAAGCGAAUAACAGGCAAUAUCUCCAGAAGAUUGGCAGAAGAUAGGGGCACAGCUGAAAAAUGACCACGAUGGGCUGCUGGAGCUUGAUCAGCAGCCACACAGUUACUACGAUCUUGAUGGAGUCCGGGAUGUUGCACGGUUUCAUCAGUUGUCCUGAGUGGCAUGUGCUCAAAAGAGCAGCGACCUCUCCUGGUACACGUUUUCUCCAGCGGAUCGUAGAGUGCAAUAAUCGUGCAUCCACUUCCAAGCUAGUGCGACAAAAAUGGCAGCAGCGAGAUUCCCAGUCGGACAACAAGAAUUUAUAAUAGGCACGUAUUGCUCUGCACAACAUCUGAGGUUCCUCAUCAACAUUUUUUCGGCCCAAACAUAUAAACAAAGAAAAAACCAAACUCAAACUAUUUUUAAUCACUAAAGAGAAGUGAUAAAUAUCAA